Gongylonema pulchrum is the source of this 774-nucleotide messenger RNA. The record is from the annotation of a GenBank genome assembly. Lineage: Eukaryota; Metazoa; Nematoda; Chromadorea; Rhabditida; Gongylonematidae.
AUGGCAGCUAUUAUUCAUCCUAUUUUUUUUCGCUCAGCGGGUUCCUUUCAGCUCGCAUACUUUGCAAAACUGAAGAGUGGCAAAAAUCUGAAAGAUGCAGAAUUAUUUUGCUUUUUGGCUGCACGGGAGCCAUUUCUGAAAUUGCAAAUCGAAUUAAAAGUCCUUGCGAGUAACGUCUCUGCUGAUCUUACGCGUCAGCUCGAUUCUGCUCGUGUGCUCCUGUGCGCUACCGAAGACUUGUACAGUUGCGCUUCCAUCAAAACGUUCUUCCAUCGUUGUCUGCAGUAUGGAAAUUUCCUGAAUCAGUCAACGUUCGCAGCUGGUGCCUCUGGAUUUGCGUUAACGUCGCUGUUGAGCGCAUUGAAUACGAAGGGAAAUGGUCCUACAUCCAACAUACGUCUCGUUGAUAUUCUUGCAGAGAACGCCGACAAUAAAAUACGCAGUGCUGUGAACGUUCUGUCACUGCUAGAAUCAGCUAAGAAAUGUUCGGUCGAUGAUUUGGAGAAAUCAGAAUUAGGACUUCGUCGAUCGCUGGAAAAGUCCUUAAAAAAUGUGCAAGAAUGUGGCGAUGCCAGCCUUUUUGCACACUAUUCACCAAUAAUUAUGGACUCAAUAACCAAGUGCGGUCAGCUGACUCGAACCCUCAAAAAAAUACGGGAUAAUGAACUUCGGUUGAAGGAGUACUACUGCGGCCCAACUAUGAAUUUGGAAGCCAUACUGGAAACCUUGUAUCAGGCUUUUAAGCUUUUUCAGAAUGCGCUGAAUGUAAGAUAA